UACUGGCUCUUCAAUGUUUCAUUGCAGAUGCCAUCAGGGGAGAAAAAAAGUGAAUUCGAACCUGAAUGGGCGGAUGAGGAAGAGGAGCGGGCUGACCGCAAGCCAACAGCAAGCACAUUUGGCGCUAGAAAGGAUCCUCAUUGGUGGGACAUUUCUACAUUCAGCAGGGAGGAUAAUCCAGGAGGAUUGGUAGCGGAGUCUUCGUUUUCUUGCUUAUUUCCCAAAUAUAGGGAAAAGUAUAUUAAGGAGAGCUGGCCAUUAGUGGAAAAGACUAUGGGAGAGCAUUUCUUGAAGACGAGUCUCAAUAUACUUGAAGGUACCAUGACUGUUAGUACUACUCGCAAAACAUGGGAUCCUUAUAUAUUGAUCAAGGCCCGUGACGUCUUGAAACUCAUGUCACGUAGCGUCCCAUACGAACAUGCUAUUCGUGUUUUGGAGGACGAAGUUUUCUGUGAGAUUAUAAAAAUAUCGUCUAUGUGUCCGAACAAGGAACGAUUUGUUAAAAGACGUGCUCGUUUGGUGGGUAAUAAUGGUGCUACCCUAAAAGCUAUGGAAUUGCUUACACAGUGCUAUGUGUGCAUCCAAGGAGGUACAGUAUGUGCAGUCGGACCGUUGGCAGGCCUCAAACAAGUGAGUGGUAUUGUAACUGAUUGUAUGAAUAAUAUUCAUCCCAUCUACAACAUAAAAACCCUUAUGAUUAAACGUGAAUUAAUGAAAAAUGAAAAGUUGAAAGAUGUGAAUUGGGAACGAUUCCUGCCGAAUUUCAAGAAAAAGAUACAAUCGUCAUCUUCGACAAAUGAAGCCAAAAAGAAGAAAAAACGGGUAUGGAAGAAAAAGGGUGAAUACACUCCGUUCCCUCCGGCGCCUACUCUUAGCAAGGUUUGCAUAAUUCUACUGCAUAAUUCUAUUUCAUCGUAUUUAACCGAAGUUCGUCGUACAAUGCCUUUUUGA
This is a messenger RNA of Haemonchus placei, 951 nucleotides long. The record is from the annotation of a GenBank genome assembly. Lineage: Eukaryota; Metazoa; Nematoda; Chromadorea; Rhabditida; Trichostrongylidae.